UCGAAAUAGACGUUCCCUCGUGCGUCGCCGCUUGGCUUGAGCUGUCGCUCCUUCUCGGGGAUGGUGAGGUGAUUCGGAGCAUGAGCUGACACAGAACCUAAACCCCAAAGCAACGCUGGACUUUCAGAACGCGGAGAAGAAGACACUCGACAUUUCUCGCAGUUUCAAGGAUGUUCUUCCCAAAUGUGCCUCCACCCAUCAAUUAUGCACUCGUGUUGGGAAUAACGUGUCUGACGGUCUUCUGCAACUUCACCAAAAGUUCCUCUGAGUUUUCAGGUUACCUGUCCAACGUGUUGAGAAACUACACCGAGCAGGCGGGCGACGGUGACUUCCUGUCGGUCCACUGCCCGCCCCGCACCACCAUCGCUAUCCAAUCGGCUUUCUAUGGCAGGAGUGGCCCCUUCCACCCCCAGCAGGGCCCGUCCUACCACAGACCCACCCUUUUAGGGACACUCCCACUGGAGGAUGACUUGCAUUGCUACAUUUCCACAGCACUACAGAAAAUGUUGGAUGAGUGCCAGGACAGGAGGAGCUGUAAGGUCCUUGUCAACAGUCGUCUCUUUGGGAUGGACCCGUGCCCCAGCAGCAGCAAACACCUCAUUGUGUGGUACAACUGCAGGCCUAAUGAGUAUAAGAGUAAGGUGGCGUGCGAGGAGGAGCGAAUGAGGCUGACCUGUAAACGGGGAAUGCAGAUCGCCGUCUACUCGGCCAUGUUCGGUCGAACCCAGCAGGGUACCCUGGAGUGUCCUACCCACCACAGGAGGGCGUCGUCCGUAGUCUGCCAGUCGGGUGUGGCUCUCCAGGUGUUGACGACACGUUGUCAGGGGAAACAGAGCUGUUUCGUCCAAGCGUCCACACAAGAGUUUGGGGACCCCUGCUACUCGGGCACCAGGAAAUAUCUCCGUGUCAUCUACGCAUGUGUCCCAAAGAAGUUGCUGCUGCAGGACCCCAGAGUGGCAGUGUACCCCCCGUCACCCAGUGCCCAUGACCCAAACGUGGUUGGAGACAGCGCCCUCCCUGAUGGUACCUCGGUCAUAACCUUGGAGUCUGUGCUCUCAGGAAAGAAGAAGCGAGGGAGGGAGUUUGGUUCCUACUCUGGGGAGGUGAAGACAAAUGAGGGAGGAGUGGAGGACAAAGCCCCCCGGCCGCCGGACAUGAGCCCUGUGAUCAAUGCUACAACUGUCAGCACCGACAUGUCCCUUAUCAGUAGCUCACUGGCAGCCUUCAACUAUAUAGCAGACCACCCAGAGCGCGCGGCGCUCUACUUUGUGUGCGGCGUGUGCCUGGGCCUUCUCCUCACCCUGUUUGCUCUGGUGGUCCAGAUCUCGUGCCGCACCGACUGCCAGCCUCGCCGCCGCCGCCCCGGCACCACCACCAAGAACCGCCUGCGGCCCACCGACUCCUCAUCGGACUCCAGCGACACAGACUCGGACUGGGAAACCACGUCGGAUCUAUCCGCGCGCCGCCACCGCCGCUUCGAGCGCACGCUCAACAUGAACGUGUUCACGUCUGCGGAGGAGCUGGAACGGGCACAGCGGCUGGAGGAGAGGGAGAGGAUCAUACGAGAGAUCUGGAUGAACGGUCAACCCGACACACCCGGGACGCGGAGCCUCAACCGCUAUUAUUGAGGCAAGAACAUAAAUUAACCACUACUAGAUCUAGAUGAACCCGGGACGCGGAGCCUCAACCGCUACUAUUGAGGCAAGAACGUAAAUUAACCACUACUAGAUCUAGAUGAACCCGGGAUGCGGAGCCUCAACCGCUACUAUUGAGGCAAGAACGUAAAUUAACCACUACUAGAUCUAGAUGAACCCGGGACGCGGAGCCUCAACUGCUAUUAUUGAGGACCGUAAAUGAACCGCUACUAGAUCUAGAAAGGGGGCUGUGAAGGUUGGAGUGCAGUACUUGAGAUGGGAUGUGUAGGACCACAAAAACACACUAGGGUUUGGGGAUGGGGGGAAGGGACCCCACCACCGGACCUGGUUUUCGGAGGUGUGCAUGAUAACAGGACCACUUUGGACUGCGGGGGUUUGGAACCGCACGAUGGAACAGAGUGACGCUUGCAGACCAGGAAGGAUAAAUAUCCCCCUCUGUCUGUCGGUCAGUCUGUGUCCGUGCGGGCACUGUAAAGCAAAAAAAAAACUAUGUUAAUGCAGUGAGAAUAAGCUCCUACUUCUCAGCAUGGGAAGCUUGACCCGGAGCCUGCCUCUCAUUGGUGGAGGAUGAAGGUGAAAGGUCAGCUAACUGCACUGCCUCACAUUUGACCUCAUCGCACCCUCCUGAAGUGGAGGAUCUUGAGAUACUGAGACUGUGAAGUCUGAAAGGUCAAAGGUGACUUAAGGACAGUUGCCAAUGUUACUCCAGUGUUGCCUAGUGGAUAUUGAGAAUUGGGCAAAUCUGAAAGCGUGCAGCUUGCUUUAUGCUCACUCACCCUCCAGUAUUCCAAUGGUCGAAUGGCUUUAGGAGAGGCGUAACACUUACAGUUAAAAGGACAUUGUGACACUCAAAGUGAACACUUACAGCGUAACACUUACAGUCAAAUUGGACAGUGGGACAGUGGACCAACAACGUCACAAUCUUUAAGAGGAAAAUGACCAUGGUCAACCAACACUGUCUCUUGAACCCAAAAUGUUUUUUGUUUUUUUUAAUUCUUCUCAAACAUUUUAUGAAAUCUAUUUUAUAUAAUAUUUAAUAGUUGUAUUGUUGUGUAUUUUCGUCUUUAUGGAUAUUAUUAUGACAUAUUUUUAUACUGCUUUAUCACAACCUGUCUGGCACCUCAGGGAUGCAAUCCUCGGGGAGUCCAAAAUGGCACCCUAUUUCCUUUAUAGUGCUCUACUUUUGGCUAGAACCUUAUAAGGCUCUGGCAAAUCUCUGGCUAAAAUUAGUGCACGACAUAGGGGCGGCAGGGUAGCCUAGUGGUUAGAGCGUUUGGACUAGUAACCGAAAGGUUGCAAGGUUCGAAUCCCCGAGCUGACAAGGUACAAAAUCUGUCGUUCUGCCCCUGAACAGGCAGUUAACCCACUGUUCCUAGGCCGUCAUUGAAAAUAAGAAUCUGUUCUUAACUGACUUGCUUCGUAAAAUAAAGGUAAAAUAAAAAAUAGGGUGCAGUUUUGGAUGUAGCCCCUAGCGUUUCUUUGUAUGGUAGUUUCUAUUUGCUUCUUAAGAAGAGGAUUGGGGGCCAAAUUCAUUAAGCUUCUCAUUGUAGGAGUGCUGAUCUAGGAUCAGGUCCCCCAUGUCCAUGUAAUCUGAUUCAUUAUGAUAUAAAAGGCUAAACUGAUCCUAGAUCAGCACUCUUAAUCUUGAGUCACUUCAUGAAUACAGUCAAUACUAUACAAUACUCCAGAUGUGUCAGCAUUUGAGCAUUGGGCCAGUAACCGAAAGGUUGCUGUAUAGGAUCCCCGAGCUGACAAGGUACAAAUCUGUCAUUCUGCCCCUGAGCAAGGAAGUUAACCCACUGUUCCCCGGGCGCCGAAGACGUGGAUGUUGAUUAUGGCAGCCCCCCGCACCUCUCUGAUUCAGAGGGUUUGGGUUAAAUGCGGAAGACAUUUCAGUUGAAUGCAUUCAGUUGUACAACUGCCUAGGUAUCCCCCUUUCCCAUUUAUAAAAUGAAAAAACACCAUGUAAAACACCUCGAAGAGGUCGUGAUUUAAUAAGCUUAUUUUUUAUAUGUUUUAAUAUGCACAGUGCAGUGGCCUACCUGGCAACAAGGAUGUCUAUUGGUGGAGAAGGUAACCCAGUCAAGCUGUUAUAUUAGAAUCCAUCAAUCAAUUGCAAUAAUCUUUUUCUCACUUUGUCAAACAGGCUUGUGUGUGUGUUGUCCACAUGAAAAUGGCCAGGCUGGCCCUAGAUCAGUUUUGUCAUGCCAGUGGCCAUAGGACUUGUCUAGACAGCACAAAAAGAUCUAGGACCACAGGAAAUGGCCACAGAACAAAAUCCUGUUCAUUUGCCUACCAGUGAAAGAGCUUCCUAAAUAUUACUGUGGUCAUCACUACUAGGGUUAACCCUCACGUGACACUGUUGGGCUGUCAGGUAUUAUUGUAAUGAUCAUGUUGUUAAUAAUAUAAGCUAUUAUCAAUAGAGUUCAGUUGCACUGGGUGAACCGUAGGAAUCAUGGUUUAUCAAAAGAAGUUUGGGAUUUUCUUGCAUGAGAGGUGCAAUGAGAAGGCAGAGACGAAUCUUCACUCCCAACUGCAAUCCAUUAUGGUUUUUUUUAUUGAAAAAGCUUGUGUUUCAGUUUGAAUGGGACAGAAAAUAUGCCAAUACAAUAGCUGGUAAGUGAGACCAAAAUAUGACUCCUGUGCUUGGAAUAAACUGUGUUGA
Molecule: messenger RNA, 4320 nt
Organism: Oncorhynchus masou masou (cherry salmon)
Lineage: Eukaryota; Metazoa; Chordata; Actinopteri; Salmoniformes; Salmonidae
Product: protein eva-1 homolog A-like
Exons: 8
Coding region: 171-1628 (485 amino acids)
Molecular function (GO): carbohydrate binding
Source: RefSeq, a predicted model, not a curated record